This is a messenger RNA of Electrophorus electricus (electric eel), 3237 nucleotides long. It is a transcript of the gene il12rb2l, whose product is annotated as interleukin 12 receptor, beta 2a, like. NCBI's taxonomy places the organism in Eukaryota, Metazoa, Chordata, Actinopteri, Gymnotiformes, Gymnotidae. The record is from RefSeq and is a predicted model, not a curated record. Gene Ontology annotation, molecular function: protein binding.
GUGUAAACACAAUCGUGAACAAAGGGAGAUCGGAGAGAUGUGUGCCUGGUCGCCGACUUUAAUAAGCUGAAAUAAGACAACAGGAAGUCAUAGUCAUAGAAAAACGAGCGAGAUACUGGAGUUCUCGCCCUCAGCGGAACAUCUGGCUGUUCUCUAUGAGAAUAAUUCUAUUUUUGUAAUAUCUGCAAUAAAUUGUAAUUAAAUUGUAAUUAUCUAAAUGGUAACAACACGCAAACUUGUACUUAGAAUGCUCCUUUGCACUUCACUGUAGGCCACUUAAGAGUCGUACCAAGGAAAGGAUGUAACAAGUAAGAUAGUGAUGUAAGUGAUGGCAUGGAAGACUCGCACCCUGGUUCUACCUCUUCUCACAGUACACGUCGUCUGGCAGUGUUUAUACGUCUCUUUUGGAGAGAAUAUCAACUGCUGGUGGAAUAAGGUUCAAUCUGUGGACUGGAAUGUGUAUAUUGAGUGUCAAGCACUUCCACCAAUCUCCACGCAGAAGUGUCACUGUGACCUUCAACUCCUGCUUGAACAGCAAGUACAAGCCAAGUUUAAUCAAUGUAACCCAGUCAGUGCACAUUUCACCACCACUGUGAAAAAACAAGACAUACAGAAUGUAUGCACAGUUACAUGCCAUGGACAGGACCCAGCAAGCUGUACAGUGAAAGAAGGCUAUCCUCCUCCCAUUUGUUCAAUUCCACUUGAAGAUGUUGAAAUGAAUAUGAAUUGCAGCUGGCCCCACAACCUCUUAAACCCCAUGAACUUCACCCUGCAUCUGGAGGACAUGCAUGGAAAUGGGGUUGGUGGCUCUCCUCUAAAGUUGGGGGUCAACAACAGUGUCAUUAUCCAGCGAGCCAAAUACAAUGCUGGUUCUGGCCUCAGAGCUUGGCUCUCUGCUUCAAACGCACUGGGCUCUGUGUGGUCAGAUGAGGUUACCUUCGACAUGGACGCCAUCGUUCAGCCAAGUGCUCCCCUCAUCACUGGCCAUGAACCCAAGCCACUGGAGAUCCUGUGGGAGGCUAAGAGGGAUGCAGGCCUUCCAGCCCAGUGGCUUUGUAAGGUCCAGUACCGGAGGCCAUGUGACCCAGAUUGGACAGAGGAUGAAGCCAGUCAUGAGGCAAAUUUUGUCCUAGAAGACCCUGUGCCCUUCACCACAUACACAUUUCGUGUUCGCUGUUGGUUGAGUUCUGUAAUGAGAAAUUAUGUUGUUAUGAGUGACUGGAGUGAGGAAUAUAAUGCCAAGACUCCUCCUGCAGUUCCUCUCGGAAAACUUGAUGUGUGGAGUGUCUGUGAGCCUAGUUUGGAGGCACCUACCUGCAAAAUUCUGUGGAAGGAGAUGCCUGUGUCCCAGGCACAAGGCAAGAUCAGCAGCUACAUGGUGAGAGUGAGGCUGCAUAAUGGCUCUGACAUGAGCAUGAGAUCGAACAGAACAGGCUACACGGCUGAAGAAACAUGUAUGCAGUCUGGGAUAGUAACGGAUGGAAAAGGAGUGGAGAAUGUCACUUCAUGUGCCCCACAAACCUGUGAUCAAGAAGAGAGCUGUUUCCAGUCUAUCCCUCUCAAAGUUCCCAUCACAGAAGUGAAAGCUGUUUCUGUGGCAGCUAGCACGACACAGGGUGAAUCGAUCCCAUCAUUCGUAGCAUUACCCAGGACUGAUGUGCCGACACCCACGGUGAAACCAAAGGUGAGAGGGGCAAGAAAUGAACUCAGCGUGUCGUGGUGUGUGCCCACAUGGUUCUCUGAGAGAGUGCAGGAAUUUGUAGUGCAGCAUAAGCCCAUAAAACUACAUCGCAUCCUGUGCCUGAACUGGGUCAAGGUGAACAAGAGCCAGAGCUCCGUUGUAGUCAAAGGUCCAUUGUGGGACUACACUGCAUACAAUGUAUCUCUGUUUGCAGUUGUCAAUAACUGUAGCCAUUUACUGGGGUAUAGUAUUGCAUACACUGUUCAAAAAGUCCCUCCGAAAGUCACAGACCUCCAAAUCAUGAACAUCUCUUCAUCCACCGUGGACUUGACAUGGACACCCAUCUCACUUAAUACAAGCCCAGGCCUCAUUCUGUAUUACUUGGUGCACCUUGAUAACGGCUCAGUGGUAAAUGUGAGCAGGCACAUGAGCAGUGUCCAGUUGCGUGAGUUAAAGCCCGGUCAGCAUUACGACGUCUGGAUCAGCGCUAUGACCGAAGCUGGUGAGGGAGAGAAGGCAACUACCAGUUUCACCACAAAAACCCCUGAUAACCCUAUCUUUGUCACAGUCAUAGUGAUUUCUAUACUCAUCAUUUCAUGCAUAAUUGUGAUUGUCUGGUGCUGUUCAUCACAGCAAUGGUCCACAUGGCCCCACAGAAUUCCAGACCCCAACAACAGCAGCUUGUUUAAAGGGGAGAACCUUCAUGCCCAAAUGAGUAGCAGUCCAUUCCACCACUCAUGGCCUACUGCUUGCACCCUUGUGGAGCACAGCUUAAAGAUUUCUAAUGUGGAGGAAGUAAUAGUUUCUGACAGCCCCCGUGUUCUGGAGGAUGACAGCAAACAGAUAGUUGGGUUACCAGAGGUACCGGAGGUGGAGCAGCAUCCAGCCCAGCUGGAGGAGGAGCCAGAGUCUGGAGUGGGCGAAGUUCAUGAGCAGGAAUCUGGAGGAUUCAAGAGAACCAGUUCUGCAGUGGUUCACAGAAGGAAAGACUAUAGCCAGGUGAUUGACAGUGAUUACGAGCAGGGCGGCGAAGAGGAUGAGGAAUGGGACGAGCAGCCACACCCCUCAGACUAUGAGAGACAUUUUUUGCCUUGCAUGUGACUGGCUUUGUGUACCCGGAACCUUGAUUCUUAUGUGUUGCCAUAGAAAUGGCUAUUGCAUUGAUUCCAAUAUUGUACUUUUUGUGGUACAUUUGAAAUUAUGUAAUGCAGGGGCAUGCAAAUUGAAUUUCAUAUUCAGAGCAUGCACUUUGACAUUCAUAAAAAUGUCAAAGAUAUUGUGACUAGCUUUUUAUAUCGGGAAGAAGAAGCCAUGCAAAGUCAUGGGUUUUUGCCACAACUUACGCACAUGAACAGCUUCCACUACUGUGAUCAGAGCUGGACUCUCCUGAAACUUUUAGAGAUGUGUAAAACCAGGUCUUAGUGUUUGUCAUUGUUUUUAUCUUAAAACGUUUUUAAAUGUUUAUUUGUUUUGUUCUUUUUACAAUUAUAUAAUGUUAUUUUUAUUCUAUCAUAUUAAACACAUUUCCUUAUAAUUUUCUAACACAUUUAGCUAAA